ACGCGUAUCCCGUGAGAUCCCGUCGUGAUCCUGCAACUGACCCCAACCAUGGCAGCCUGCUUGCGAUUCACCAGACGUGUCUGGAGGUCAUUCAUCGAUAACAAAGGUCAUGACCAACAGUGCUUCCCAAACCUCAAGAUUCUGAACGCGAAACCUGGCCUUCUGGAGGCCUCGCUCAAAAUUGAGCCAUAUAAUUUAAACCGCGUUGGAACUGUCCACGGCGGGCUGAUCAUGUCCCUGACGGAUACACUCGGCUCGCUCGCCGUCGCGACGCAUGGACAGUACAUGACUGGCGUCUCGGUCGACAUCGGGACAUCGUUCGUCAAGCCUGCCGGACGCGCUGGCGACGUGCUCACUGCUAAAGCUGUUAUAACUGGUAUAGGCAAAUCCCUGGCGUACACUCGCGUUGACUUUUUCAACGGCGCGGGUCAGCUGGCAGCGUACGGCCAUCACACCAAGUACAUUGGCAAAUCCGCCGGACACAAGCACGACGUCAAGUUCUCCGAGGACGGCGAAAAGGUGCUCGAAGGCGAGGACAUCGAUGUCGACUGAUAUGGGGUCGUCCAGCGGCACAGUAUUACAUAUGUUAUGUUAUACACGGACAGGGUCCGCGGUCCGCAUCCGUACAAUGUAUUCCUGCAUUCCGUUAUCCGUC
Phanerochaete carnosa HHB-10118-sp is the source of this 655-nucleotide messenger RNA. RefSeq lists its product as uncharacterized. The coding region runs from base 49 to 552 and encodes 167 amino acids. The record is from RefSeq and is a predicted model, not a curated record. The transcript is spliced from 8 exons. Gene Ontology annotation, molecular function: fatty acyl-CoA hydrolase activity. NCBI's taxonomy places the organism in Eukaryota, Fungi, Basidiomycota, Agaricomycetes, Polyporales, Phanerochaetaceae.